Cannabis sativa is the source of this 492-nucleotide messenger RNA. RefSeq lists its product as uncharacterized. The record is from RefSeq and is a predicted model, not a curated record. The transcript has a single exon. NCBI's taxonomy places the organism in Eukaryota, Viridiplantae, Streptophyta, Magnoliopsida, Rosales, Cannabaceae. Bases 1 to 492 code for a protein of 163 amino acids.
AUGAAUUGGAGCAGAGAAGUGUGGUCCAGACUUAACAUUCUGAAGCAUAGUGUAAUUACUUGUUUGGCCAUGCUUAAUAGAUUGAAAACCCAGGAUAGACUCAGCCGAUUUGGUGUGCAGGUUACUUGCUGCUGCUAUCUCUGCAAUGCACAACCUGAAAGUAGGCAACAUCUAUUCUUCGAUUGUUCAAUUGCGAAUGCCUGUUUACUUGAAGUGAAGAACUGGCAUACUCAAACCAGUAGGCUCCCUCAGUUGAUGCGUUGGAUUGAGAGAGCUAAAACCUCAAAAUUCAAGAAAGUCGUCCUAGCUACUGCUCUAACUGCUCUGGUAUACAAUCUUUGGAAAUCUAGGAAUGCUACUAUAUGGCAAGAAGUUAUGGCAAACCCAGUUACAAUUGUUACAGAGAAAAAAUGGGCUAUUAAAAUUCGAAUUGAGAGCUUAAUGCCUAGGAAGAUCAAAAGCAGUGAUCGAGAAUGGUUUCUUGCUUUAUAA